GACAAAACCGUAAUUUCUCCCUUAGCGCAAAGAUGUUAACUUUGUUUCAACUCUUCAAAGGGUGAACAUAUCGAUGAAUGUCCCGGGGAUUAACCUAGACGCAUAAAAAAAUUGAAGAAAUGAGUUGUAGGUGUAUGAAGUCUGGACUACAAUUGUACAACAACUUGCUUUGACAGCUGAGCUCUUCUGGAAAUGCCACAGUGCCCCCUCUGAUGUGAGGAUGAGGACCUACACCCGAGGGGCCCCCACAGUGUUCUUCAUAGCUCUACUGUGGCCCCUGGUUGCCUCUGUGGUUGGGGUGGCAGAGGAGAAGGAUCCCAGUGGGGGGAUACCAUUCUUGGGGGGGAACUACGACGGACACCCCAUGCUGUACUUCGGCCAGGGCGAGGUAGAGGAACUCCAGGUGGCGGCGGCUGGCACUCAUCGAGAGAUGGCUGCAAGGAUCCGUGCGGCAGGGGAGGCUAUGCUGGAGCACCCCGAGGAGUACCUACCUCCAUGGAGCCCGGCCGAGUUCAGCGCCCGCUGGAACGAGGUGUAUGGAAACAACCUCGGCGUGUUGUCUAUGUUCUGUCUGCUCUACCCGCACAGGGCUGGUGCCCUGGACCUGGCCAAGGAUUACAUGGAGAGGAUGGCAGCUCAGCCUAGUUGGUUGGUUAAAGAUGCUCCCUGGGACGAGGUUCCUCUAGCACACUCUCUGGUAGGCUUUGCCACAGCGUAUGACUUCCUGUAUGAGUACCUGAGCAAGGUGCAACAGGAGCACUUCCUGCAGGUGAUUGGCAAUGCUACCCGCUACAUGUACGAGAAGUCGUACAUCCGUGGAUGGGGCUUCCAGUACCUGCACAACCACCAGCCGACCAACUGUGUGGCCCUCCUCACCGGCAGCCUGGUGUACAUGAAACAGGGUUACCUACAGGAGGCCUACUUGUGGACUAAGCAGGUUUUGGCGAUCAUGGAGAAGUCCAUGGUGCUCCUUCAGGACGUGAGAGACGGUUCGCUGUAUGAGGGCGUGGCCUACGGGACCUACACCACCCGCUCUCUGUUCCAGUACAUGUUUCUGGUGCAGAGACACUUCUCCAUCAGUCACUUUGACCACCCCUGGCUCCAUCAGCACUUUGCCUUCAUGUACAGGACCCUACUGCCAGGGUUCCAGAGGACUGUAGCCAUAGCAGAUUCCAACUACAACUGGUUCUACGGGCCUGAGAGCCAGCUGGUGUUCCUGGACCGAUACGUGAUGAGGAACGGAAGUGGAAACUGGCUGGCUGAGCUAAUCCAUCAGAACCGGGUCUUGGAGGGUCCGGGACGAGCUGGGAAGGGACAGAGGUGGUGCACGCUGCACACAGAGUUUCUCUGGUAUGACCCCAGCCUGACUCCCACGGCUCCUGCAGACUUUGGCACGUCCCAACUCCACUACUUCGAUGACUGGGGGGUUGUCACGUAUGGCAGUGCUUUACCCGCAGACACCAACCAUACAUUCCUGUCCUUCAAGUCGGGGAAGCUGGGCGGACGGGCUAUAUUUGACAUUGUGCACAGGAACAAGUACAAAGACUGGAUCAAAGGGUGGCGGAACUUUAAUGCUGGCCAUGAGCACCCUGACCAGAACACUUUCACCUUCGCCCCUAAUGGUGUGCCAUUCAUCACAGAGGCUCUGUAUGGACCCAAAUACACCUUCCUGAACAACGCAGUGCUGUUCUCCCCAGCCAACUCGGGGAGCUGCUUUAAGCCUUGGGCCGGCCAGGUCACGGAGGCCUGCGACUCAAAGUGGCUCAAAUACAAGGCGGGGCUGGCAGCUGACGCCCAGGGCAGUGUGCAGGCGACUCUGGAGAGGCAGGGCGUGGUGUUUAUCCGUGGGGAGGGACGAUUCGCUUACAACCCUGACCUGAAGAUUAAGAGCUUCCAGAGGAACCUGCUGCUCCUCCACCCCCAGCUGCUGGUAUUGGUGGAUCACAUCCACCUGGAGAUGGACAGCCCGACUAGAGCCAUGAGUGCCUUCUUCCACAACACGGACCUGCCCUUUCAGCACACCAAAAUAGACGGUGUGCACGGAGCCUUUGUCAGACACGGGGAAGACCCGUAUAAAAUGUUCUGGAUGGACGACACAGGGUUCAGUGAGAAAGGGGUUUUAGGGUACUGGAACUAUCCACGUGGUUACCCAUAUAACGGCUGUAAUUAUGUCAACGUGACGAUGCCACUCAGGUACCCCCACACCAGGGUGGCCUACAUCUUUUUUGGGCCCGGGGUGGACGUACAAAGCUUUAGCCUGCGGGGUGAUGCUCAGAGGGUGGACAUUUACCUGGCCACCAGUGAGCACACCUACACCAUCUACCUGCUGACCGGUGAGGUGACCACCAAGCCUCUGUUUGCUAUGGUGCUGGUGGACCAGAAGAAGAUUGUGUUUGAGAAGGGAGUCGGAGUGCAGAACGACACGUCUGAGGAGGUGGAGGAGUACGCCAACAUAGUGGAGGACAACCUUCAGCACGCCAAGCCGGUCUUCCAGCAGCUGGAGAGACUCAUCCUAGGCCGGGUGCUGAAUACGGCCAACUUCCGAAAGAUGGCCGAGCGCCUUCUCCAGUUCUCGGACAAGAAGAAGACAGAGGAGGCCAUAGAGAAGAUCUUUGCCAUGACCAAGAAACAGGGCAAGGGGAAGGGGGGCAAGAAAGCUUUGGGGAAUUUGGUGGAGAAGCUCUCUGAGAGCCUGCCAGACAUCUUUGCGCAGAUUGAGGUGAGUGAGAAGAAGGAGAGAUCGAAGAGCACAAAGAGGAUUAUAGAAGAAGGCCCCGAAGAAGGUGAUGGGGAGUCCAGGGCCUUUAUGGAUUAUGGAGACUCAAAGAAAGGCAGGAAGGGUGGUUUUGUAAAAGGUCGCAAGUUUAAGGAGGUCCACAUGUCUGCGACGGCCAAAAGUGACAGUCUGGCGAGCGCAGCCUCUUAUAUCAGACUGUUCCUCAUCCUAAACAUUACCACCUUCUUCCUGCUUCUAGCAGUGUUACUGACACGAUUCCAGAGAGGCAGAAGUCUGCACACACAGAGGUGUUUCUAUGGCAUCCUUCUCAUCGACAGCUUCAUCUUACUCUGGCUCUACUCCUCUUGUUCUCAUGCACAAUGUUGACAUCAUCACUGUUCGACGACAGGGAAAGUAAAUGUACGUAUAAACCUAUUGAACUCUUGUAGUUCACCAUGAGUGAAUAAAAUGGACCAUACAUCUCAGUCUGAGCCAAGUCUAACUGAUGGGUGUUCAGGAAAGAAUUGAUUCCAAAUAGGAAUUGAUAGAUUUAAUAACAAGGUUAAGCUAGAACACCUCUAAGAUCCUAAGCUUCUGUGGAGCUUUAGAAUCGAGUCUGUGUGAACUUUGUACUGUACAGGUUUUAGCCUAGACCCCCUUCCAAAUAUCAAAGAUCUCUAUGUCUGUCCACUAAAAUGUAGAUAUUUUUGCCUUUCUCUGUUUACUUUUUGAUAAUAGAAUCUGAAAACCUUUAUGCCAGUGUCGUUAACAUGUGUCCUUUGUCUGGAUUAAUUUUAUUUUUUUUAUUGUUUUUUUGAGAAAUGCUUAUUCUUUAUUGGACCAGAAAGGGGGGAAAGAUAGAGGAGAUUGUUUUUGUUAAAUUAAUAGUGGGACAGAUUUGAGAUCAUGCUGUAGCAGUACAUAGAGGAAGCAGCAUCCUGAGCUGAUAUUUACCAUUUAGGGUAAAAAGUGUAUAAGUAUACAGUUACAGGACCUUUUUACCAACAGAAAUGUGGCACAAUCAGGACAAAAUAUGCACGUUAAUAUCAGGUAUAAACAGGGCUAAAGGCAUAAGGAAUAUAUUAAGUAUGUACAUGUGUUCGAACUAGGUGUAUUUUUGUGGCAUCAUUUUCUAGAAUUUGUUAUGAAAAAUGAACAAUAUACAUUCAUGUGCAAUGUUAUUGACAAUGUAUUUGCUUUUGCUGAUAAAACAGUAGAACUAUGUUACCUCAGGCAAGAGGUGGUGAUCCUCUGUGUUUUAACUGCAGCAUGAUAACUUUACAUUCAACCAAAUUUUUACCAUGGCUGCAUAACAGAUCAUUGCUACCCCAAUUGUGAUAUUUUUCCAUAAAACUUUAGUUUUCAUCAAGAAAUUCCAAUUUGAUGUGUGCAGUUUUGAAACUGCAUUUUUUUUUUUUUACUUUUUAGAGAUGUACUUUUUAAACUGUAUUUCUCCAGUAUUGUUGGGGAAGGCCAUUCACUUAUGCUAGCAUUUAUUCAAUUUACUUUUCCAUCACAAAACUCACCUAAUAUACUGUAAUUUACAUACUUGCUGCUCCUGAUUGCAUGCUGUGGCAUUAUUGGGAGACGUAAAAUUACUGCCAAUGUUUAUUGAUGUUACUUUUUUCAAAUGGAUCCUUUGAGGACCUUUGUGCUAUUUUGUUGGGAUAUACGUUUAACUGGGUUAGGAGGAAACCCCUACUCCAAUCAGUUGAUCAUAAGGGAAGGGAUAACUAAAUGCUAGGAAAGGGCUAGAUUUUGGUCGGCACUGGUAGAGGAUAUUUUGGGGAAAUAUAUGAAUAGCGCUGUACCUGUACUUUUGUAAUGACAUAUCCAUCCUCAAAUUAGUGUGUUUAUAAUUAAGUUGUCCUCCGAUCAUGAGAUUUGGAAGGUAAUGCAGCUAUCGAUAUGUACUAACUUCUUCUCAGUCAUAUAGACAACAUGACUCUUCUCAUGCCUAGACACAUGACGCCUCAGCCUGCAGGAGAGAAGAGCUACCACAUGCAAAAGUUGUGUCACUGGUUGAAUUCAGUUUAAUUACAGCGGGGAGAACAAGUAUUUGAUACACUGCCGAUUUUGCAGGUUUUCCCACUUACAAAGCAUGUAGAAGUCUCU
Messenger RNA from Esox lucius (northern pike), 4831 nucleotides. RefSeq names its product dermatan sulfate epimerase (gene dse). Gene Ontology annotation, molecular function: chondroitin-glucuronate 5-epimerase activity. NCBI's taxonomy places the organism in Eukaryota, Metazoa, Chordata, Actinopteri, Esociformes, Esocidae. The transcript has 6 exons. The record is from RefSeq and is a predicted model, not a curated record. The coding region runs from base 221 to 3103 and encodes 960 amino acids.